Molecule: messenger RNA, 2138 nt
Organism: Ipomoea triloba (trilobed morning glory)
Lineage: Eukaryota; Viridiplantae; Streptophyta; Magnoliopsida; Solanales; Convolvulaceae
Product: ethylene-responsive transcription factor ERF054
Exons: 1
Coding region: 318-1418 (366 amino acids)
Biological process (GO): regulation of DNA-templated transcription
Molecular function (GO): DNA binding; DNA-binding transcription factor activity
Source: RefSeq, a predicted model, not a curated record
CUAAACAACAGAGUCCCCUGUUUCUUCUUCUGCAGCUUUCUUUCCCUCUCCAUCUACAAACAAACACCAAAUUGGAUUUUGUUCUCUACUGGAUACCUUCCACGCCGCUCGCUCUCAGCUCCUCAAUAUUAUCUCUCAGCUCUCUCUUAGAUUCUUGAUUUCAAUUACCUUUUCUUUCUCUGUUUCUGAUUGACACGCCAAGAUCUUGACUUGAGAUUUUUUAAAACCAAAUUAAGAUCUUUUUUCCCUUCAAUUUUUGGUUUUCCGGGAAAAAUUGUGUGAAGAGAGUUGGUGGAAUUGAAGAGAGCGAGCGGCGAAUGGCUGCAGCGAGGGACAGGGGAAAGGCGAAGAAGGCUAUGGAGGAAGAGGCGGAUGAAGGCAGGGAGUUUGAGAGGCAACAAUGGAGGCCAGUUUUAGAAGAAGCUUCCAUGUCCGAUAGGCCACUCAAGAAGAUCAGAAGUCCAGACCAUCAAUCCUCCUCGUCAUCAUCAUCCAUGGUUCCUCCUCCUCUGUCAUCUUCAUAUUCCAAUUCGGGCCCUGUUUUUCCUUUCGCCUUCGAUGGAACCCAACAAUUAGGAUCAACCGUUCCUCUGUUACACCCGCAGUAUCAUCAUCAUACUCAUCAGCAACAAAUGAUCUCAUUCUCUCCUCAACAGCCGCAACAGAAUUUCGCUUACCCGCCAUAUUUCGCCGGGAAUUUGGCGCCGUCGCAGCACAAUCAGCAGCUGAUGCAGUAUUGGAACGACAGUUUGAAUUUGAGCCCGAGAGGGAGGAUGAUUAUGAGCCGGUUCGGCCACCGCCCGCCGGUUCAGCCCCUGAAUACUACAAAGCUCUACAGGGGAGUGCGGCAGAGACAUUGGGGGAAAUGGGUGGCGGAGAUUCGUCUCCCUAGAAACCGUACACGUCUCUGGCUCGGCACCUUCGACACGGCGGAGGACGCCGCCAUGGCCUACGACCGAGAGGCCUAUAAGCUGCGAGGCGAGAAUGCUCGCCUCAAUUUCCCCCAGCUCUUCCUCGGCAAAGACAGGGGAGGUGGAGGAGCCUCCACGGCGCCCAGCUCGUCCUCUUCGUCUCCCACCACGCCCAGCAAGAGAUUAGCUUCGAAGGGAGAAGAUGAUGCGAAGAAAUUGCCGGCGACUCAAGAGGAGGAGUCGAGCGAGGUCACCGGAAGCGAUGAGGUUCAGGAAAACGUGGAGAGCGCUUCGUCGGAAUUGGUGUGGAAUGAAAUGGCGGAAGCUUGGUUGAAUGCAAUGCCGGCGGGUUGGGGUCCUACCAGUCCGGUAUGGGAUGAUUUAGACGCUACUAAUAGUCUCAUGUUGCCCUCUAAUCUUCCAUUUUCCGAUCCCAAUCAACAAGACCACACAUCUUCCCCAUCUUCAUGCCCCAUGAGACCUUUCUUUCCCAAUGAUCAAGACUAAAUUAGGUUCACCCUAUAUUUCUUCUCAAAUCUCACUGGUUGUGUGUUUUUCAUGGAACAACCUGUGAUUCAUCUCUCAGCUUCACAUCAUCAUCACAUAUACACUUAGUGUCCUCAUGCAUAGCUCUGAAUCUCUGAUCGAGUGCGAGUGUAAUGACCAUCAAAUAUCCAGACUUAAAAUCCUCAAUAGCCAGGAUCUCAGUCUUGAAACAAAAAACACACUCAAAUCUUGUUUGACUGAAACACAUCCUACAAUUUAUCUCCUCUCACAAUCUCCCGAGCAUGAGGUGAGGGGUCUUAGAUUUAGGGUUACACUUUUAGCCUUUAUUUGCAUUCCUCAUUCCUCAAUCCUCAUGCCAUCUGCAAAAAAGCUGCCUAUUAAAGGCUUUUCGCAAUGGCUAAUUUCAUUUCAUUUCAUGCUUCAUGUUUUUCACUUUUGUCGCAUCAUCAUAUCAUUACUACACAGUUCAGUUCUUCAUUUCAUUAGGUGUUUAUGAAGACUUAGCAGUUGUGAUCACACUACUAUAUCAGAAGCUUAGGAUCAGCUUAGAGGGAGACGCUUUUAUGAUCUUCUUCUCAAUCGAUUCCUACAUCACCACUACUUUUUUUCUUUUUUCUUUUUCUUUCUUUCUUUUUUCCUGUACAUUCUGGUAUGGUUUCUGGGAUCACAGUGUAUUGUAAUGUUUCUCUGGUUUUCUGCAAUUAUAUGGUUUUUAAGUAA